Molecule: messenger RNA, 2802 nt
Organism: Plasmodium adleri (nom. inval.)
Lineage: Eukaryota; Apicomplexa; Aconoidasida; Haemosporida; Plasmodiidae
Product: conserved Plasmodium protein, unknown function
Exons: 1
Coding region: 1-2802 (933 amino acids)
Source: RefSeq, a predicted model, not a curated record
AUGUAUGAUGUGAUCUGUUUUAUUUGUUUGUAUCUAUGGUUAUUGUUUAUAAUAAUUGGAAAUAAUAUCUUCUUAUUAUGUGCAGGAGAAAAUUUAAAAAAAGUGGAAUGUGAAGGUAUUUUAAUUUACGACGAUAUAAUAAAUAUUUCCAAAAAAAAUAAAGAGGAAUAUUUAGAAGGAAAAAAAAAAAAAAAAAGUAGAGAUAUAUUUCAUAUACCAUAUUUUAUUAUAUACAAAAAUGUGAAUAAAAAUGUAUUUUCUUCAAAUGAACAUUAUAAUGGUUUAUCUGUUUUUAUGAAGCAUAAUAUAAAUACAAGAGAAAAAAUUGAAGAAGAAAAAAUAAAUGUGUUAAAUAAUUUUUUAUAUAAAAUAUAUAAUACAGAGGAAUAUAGAAAAGAAAUAAAUAAAUAUAUAAAGAAUAAUAUACAGAAUGAUAUUAAUCUGUAUAUAUCCUUUUUAAAAAAGAAUAAGAAAGCAUUAUUUUUAAAAUCGAGUUUGUUAGAAAGUCUUUAUAAAAAUUGUAGAUCUAUACAUUUAAAAGACAAUCAUUAUGUAAUAAAUAAAAAUUGUUUAUCUCAUAAAUAUAUAUUGUUUAAUUGGAUAGAUGAAGAUGUUUUUUUCAAUAAAUGGAAUGAUAAUAUGAAAAGAUAUGAUAAUUCUUCUUCGAUAUAUAAAAGUUAUAAAUGUCCAAUAUUAUCAUUUAUUCAUAUAGCCAAAAUAGAUUUGAUAAAGGCUUCUUUUCCAUAUUUUUUAAAAUACUUUUUUCUUGAUGUUUUAAAAAAAAAAAAUGAAAAGGCAUAUAAUUUAUUCCUUUUUUUUAUGAACAAUAAAAUUAUAAAGGAUGUAGUAAUAAACAUGUUUGUAGACAAAAGGAUGGAAAAAAAUAAAUAUAAAUAUAAUGAUAAAGCAAAAGAUGAGGAACAUAAAACAUAUAAAUUUAAGAACCAUUAUUAUAAUAAAUAUGUAUUUAAUAUAUCUUUUAAUAUAUAUAUAAAGAAUUACAAAAUUUUGGAUAUGUUAUCUCAUUUUUUCAAUAAAUUUGUUUGUUACCAUAAAAAAAAUAAUAUAUUUCUUAUGAAUCAUAAUAAUAAUAGUAAUAGUAAUAUAUAUAUUUAUUUAAAAAAUAAGAAGCAAAUUAUUCAUCAUAAAAAUUAUAUAUAUAAUUAUGGUAUAGAAAAAAAUUUGUAUUUUAUUCCAUAUUUGUUUUUAAGUUUAUAUGAAGAAGAGGAAGAAAAGAAAAAACCGGUGAAUACAUUUUUAUUUUUUAAUUACAGAGUAGAAAACCUAUUAAAUGUGGUUGAGAUAUUUCAAAUAGGGAUGCAUGGAGAAAAUGAUUACUUUUUAUAUAAAGGUGAUGAUAAGAAUAUGGAUGUAAAUAUAAAUAUGAUGAGUUUUAUAUUAAGCAGACAAGAAAUAUCAUCCUAUGACAAUAGUGAGAAAAAAUAUAUAAGUGAUGAGAAUAAUAAUAUUGAAAGGGAACAGAUAUAUAUGUUUAAAAAUAUAAAGAAAAUUAAAGAAAAAAAAGAAUCAUAUAAAAAUAAUAGUUUAAAUAAAAAUAUCAAAAGUAAUAUUAUAAUAGAUAGAAUAGACAUUAAUAUGAAGAAAAAGGAUUCAUCUUUUUUAAAAUGUAAAAUGAUUAUUCGAGAUUUAUAUGGUAAUAAUAUAUUUAUAGAUAGAGAGAAAAAAAUAAAUAAUAAUAUAUAUUGUCCUUUUUUAAAUAUAGAAAAUUAUAAAGAAGAUUCUUCUCAUUUUAUGACAACAUAUGUAUAUGACAUAAUAUUUGAAGAUAAAAAUAAAAUAAAUACAACUCAAGGGGAAAAUAUUAACACUUUAUAUAAUAAUAAUAAUAAUAAUAUUAAAGGAAAAAAUAUGAACACAUUAUAUAAUAAGACUAUAUAUAAUAAUAAUAAUAUUAUUAAAUAUCUUAUCAAUAGUGAUAGGAACAACAGAAUAGAAGAUAUAAAAAUUUAUACAUAUGAUUAUAUUAACAUAUAUUAUAAAACCUUAUUACAAAAUAGAUAUGUAGUUCCAUGUUUAAAAAAAAAAAAAAUAAAUAAUGUUAAUAUAUAUAAAUAUAAUUAUUAUAAUAAUAUAUAUGAUAAGGAUAUGUUAUGUUCAGAAUAUGAUAUAUAUGAAUUUUCGGAUGGGAAAAUUUAUUUAAAUUGUAGUGAGCAAAAUGAUAAAAAUAAAAAUAAAAAUAUAAUCAAUAAUAAUAAUAAUAAUAUAUGGAAUAAUAUAAAUGAUAAGGAUAAAGAAGAUAUAAAAAUAUAUGCUGAUAAAAAAAAUGUUUAUAUACAUAAAAAUUAUGAUAAUGAUAUGUUAAGUAUAUAUACAUAUGAUUUUUAUUUAUAUCUAAAUGAAAUAUCUUUUCCUUCUUUUUUUUUUCAAGAACAAAAACAAUUUCAUACUGAACAUAUAUGCAAUGAAUCCUUUUUAAAUAAACAAGAAAAUGAUUACUAUCAUAAUUCAUAUAAUACUAUCUAUGAUCUUAAACUUGUCAAUAAUUUUAUUUAUAUACCCAAUACAAAUAUAACAGAAGGAAAUAAUCAUAUAUUCAAUAUAUAUAAUGUUUAUAAUAAAAAUAAAAUAUUACAUAAUGUUUUAAAAGUUAAUUAUAUGGAAAAAAUGAAUUAUCCUAUUUAUUAUGAUUUAUAUUAUAAUACAACAGAUUUUUAUGUGAAUAACACUUAUAUAUAUUCAAUACCAAGAGGUACUGAUAAUAUAAAUUACAUCUUCUAUAUAACUACUUCUACUAUAUUUCUUUUAAUUUUCAUAACUUUUUAUAUCUUCUAUAAUUUUUAA